Messenger RNA from Pterocles gutturalis (yellow-throated sandgrouse), 2918 nucleotides. RefSeq names its product trafficking protein particle complex 10 (gene TRAPPC10). Gene Ontology annotation, cellular component: TRAPPII protein complex. Gene Ontology annotation, biological process: early endosome to Golgi transport; intra-Golgi vesicle-mediated transport. Lineage: Eukaryota; Metazoa; Chordata; Aves; Pterocliformes; Pteroclidae. The record is from RefSeq and is a predicted model, not a curated record. Gene Ontology annotation, molecular function: protein binding.
GUGCUGGAGAUCAGAAUUUAUUUACAUCCUUAUAUCCUACACUUUCUCAGCAGCUUCCUAGAGAACCCAUGGAAUGGAGGAGGUCUUAUGGCCGUGCUCCGAAGAUGAUUCAUCUAGAAUCUAACUUUGUUCAGUUUAAAGAAGAGCUACUACCCAAGGAGGGGAAUAAGGCCCUUUUGACUUUUCCCUUUCUUCAUAUUUAUUGGACAGAAUGUUGUGACACAGAAGUGUACAAAACUACAGUCAAGGAUGAUAUCACCAAGUGGCAGAAUGUUCUCAAAGCUCACAACUCAGUGGACUGGCUAAUUGUGGUAGUUGAGAGUGAUGCCAAGAAAAAGAACAAAACAAAUAUCCUUCCCCGAACCUCUAUAGUAGAUAAAAUAAGAAAUGACUUCUGUAACAAACAAAGUGACAGAUGUGUGGUACUUUCUGACCCUUUGAAAGACUCUUCCCGUUCUCAGGAAUCUUGGAAUGCCUUCCUGACCAAACUCAGGACAUUGCUUCUCAUGUCUUUUACCAAAAACUUAGGCAAGUUUGAAGAUGACAUGAGAACUUUGAGAGAGAAAAGAACUGAGCCAGGGUGGAGCUUCUGUGAGUAUUUCAUGGUCCAGGAAGAACUGGCCUUUGUCUUUGAGAUGCUGCAGCAAUUUGAGGAUGCACUAGUGCAGUAUGAUGAACUGGAUGCCUUGUUUUCUCAAUAUGUUGUUAACUUUGGAGCUGGUGAUGGUGCAAACUGGCUGACAUUUUUUUGCCAGCCAGUGAGGAGCUGGAAUGGUUUAAUUCUCCGAAAACCAAUAGACAUGGAGAAGAGAGAGCUAAUUCAGAAUCAAGAAGCUACUCUACUGGACUUGCGUAGUUACCUAUUUUCUCGCCAGUGCACGUUACUAAUCUUCCUGCAGAGACCAUGGGAGGUUUCCCAGCGAGCGUUGGAGCUUCUUCACAACUGUGUGCAAGAACUCAAGCUAUUAGAAGUCUCUGUUCCUCCUGGAGCUUUGGAUUGUUGGGUGUUUUUGAGCUGUUUAGAAGUCUUACAAAGAAUAGAAGGCUGCUGUGAUAGGGCUCAAAUGGAUGCAAACGUUUCCCACACAGUUGGCUUAUGGAGCUAUGCCACUGAGAAGUUAAAAUCUCUGGGUUAUCUGUGUGGACUUGUGUCAGAGAAGGGACCCAACUCAGAAGACCUUAACAGGACUGUUGAUCUGUUAGCAGGGUUGGGAGCAGAACGCCCUGAAACAGCCAAUGCAUCACAGAGCCCUUAUAAGAAACUCAAAGAGGCCUUAUCAUCUGUAGAAGCUUUUGAAAAACACUACUUAGAUCUGUCCCAUGCCACCAUUGAAAUGUACACAAAUAUUGGAAGAAUUCGCUCAGCUAAGCUUGUGGGAAAGGACUUGGCAGAGUUUUAUAUGAGGAAGAAAGGUCCACAGAAGGCAGAAGUGUAUCUUCAAGGAGCACUGAAAACUUACCUUGCUGAAGGCUGGGCAUUGCUUGUCACACACACGAGAAAACAAUUAGCUGAAUGUCAGAAACACCUUGGGCAAAUAGAAAAUUAUCUUCAAACAAGCAGCCUUUUAGCUGGUGAUAAUCACUUAACAGAAGAUGAACGCAAAAGCUUUUGCCAAGAAAUACUAGAUUUUGCCAAUCAGCAAGCAAAGAACCAAGGUCAAAAGGUUAUAUUGCCUAUGUACUCCUUUGCGCAGUUGAAAACUCUACAUUUUGACCCUCCAAAUGCUGUUGUCCAUGUGGGUGGAAAGCUGUCUAUUGAGUUGACUUUGCUGAGCCAAAUGCCCAUUCCUGUCCAAGUGGAUCAGAUUGCUAUCCAUGUUCACUUCAGCAUUGAAAAAAACAGUUACAGAAAAACAGCUGAGUGGCUCACUAAGCACAAAACUUCCAAUGGUGUUAUCAACUUUCCAAAUGAAGUUGCAGGCUUUCCUUUUUCAAGAAACAACUUGCCAGCGCUGGAGCUAUAUGAAAUGUAUGAACGGAGUCCCUCAGAUAACUUAAAAAUUAUCUGCAAAAAUGUGCACAUGCUACUACGAAGGCAAGAGAGCAGCAGUUCGCUGGAUAUGCCCUCAGGGGUGACUUUAGAAGAUGGGGCUCAUGUGUUGAAAUGCAACAACUUAAUACUGGAACCAGGGGUCAAUAAAAUAACAUUCAAUACUCAGGCCAAAGAACCUGGGACAUACACGCUCAGGCAACUGUGCACUUCAGUGGGAAAAGUACAGUUUGUCCUUCUUCAUAUUUACCCAAUAGUGCAGUAUGAUGUUUAUUCUCAGGAGCCCCAGCUAAAAGUGGAACCCAUGACUGAUAGCCUUUUGGCUGGCAUUCCCCAGAAGGUGAAAUUCACAGUGACUGCUGGUCACUACAGCAUGAAGAACGGGGAUACUUUGCAGCUCAGUAAUGCGGAUGCCAUGCCUAUUCUGUACCACCCAGAGAGCAAGGCGGUGAUCUAUUCCAACACCAGAGAAAAGAUCUCAGAAUCAUCAUUAAGGAUUCAGUCUUCUGAAAAGAUCACAAGCAUCAGUUUGCCAGUAGCUCCUGCAUAUCAUGUGAUUGAAUUUGAACUAGAAGUCAUGUAUUUGCCAUCAGCCACAGAAUCUGCAGUGGAGAAAGAAAAUACUACAAAUAAAGAAGUUCACAGAAAAAACAGAGAGAAGCAGAAACAGGACAACUGUAUGGCUACUGUUGAUCAAAAAGUAACCAUUGAUUGUCCUUGGUCAAUUUACUCCACUAUUAUCGCAUUAUCAUUCUGCAUACCUUUUAAUGCCAAGCAUUCCUUAUUGUCAGCUGGCAAACGGAAAUAUGUGCAAGUCUGCGUACAGAAUUUGUCAGAACUCUGUUUCCAGCUUUCAGAUACCAGCCUAAAAAAUUCUGCUGACUGUACAGAUUUGCAGCUGGUACCUCUGAACCCUGAAUCUCAACAG